AUGGGUAUAUACAACAAGCUGGCGGAUGGCAUCGACGAGGUGGACGUAAUCAUCGCGGGAGGCGGCACCGCAGCAUGCGUCGUCGCCGGGCGUCUCGCGGCCUCGGACCCGGACCUCUCGAUCCUCGUCAUCGAGGGCGGCACCAACAACCGCGACGUGCCCAACGUCGUCCACCCGGCCUUCUUCCUCGAGCACCUCGCCCCCGAGAGCAAGACGGCCAUCUUCUACCAGGGCAACAAGUCCGACAAGCUCGCCGGCCGCAGUCCCAUCGUCCCGGCCGGGGGGAUCCUCGGCGGCGGUUCCUCGAUUAACUUUAUGCUCUACACCCGCGCCCAAAAGUCCGACUUCGACUCCUGGCGCACGCCGGGUUGGUCCGCCGCCGACCUGCGGCCGUACCUCAACCGCUUCGAGACGUACCACGGCAACGGCGACGCCGCGCACCACGGCUCCUCCGGCCCCGUCCACAUCUCGUCCGGCGGCUUCCGCGUCACCGCCGCCGAGGACGACAUCCUCGCCGCCGCGAGACAGACGGGCUACCCCGAGAUCCGCGACCUGCAGAACCUCGAGGCCAACAACGGCUACGAGCGCUGGAUGCGCUACGUCUCGCCCGACGGCCGCCGCCAGGACGCCGCGCACACCUUCCUGCACCCGCUGCUCGAGGACGGCCGGCACCCCAACCUCCACGUGCUCGUCGAGUCCAAGGUCAUCCGCGUGCUGUUCGACGACCGGAAGCGCGCCGUCGGCGUCGAGUACACCCCCAACCCGGACUACCAGGCCGUCCUGAACACGACCAAGCAGCCCGUCCGCCGCGUGCGCGCCAGGAAGAUGGUCGUCGUCUCGUGCGGCGCCUGCGGCACCCCCGGCGUGCUCGAGCGGUCCGGCCUCGGCGACAAGAGAGUCCUCGACAAGGCCGGCGUGCCCGUCGUCGCGGACCUGCCCGGCGUCGGACACGGCUACCAGGACCACAACCUCGUGCUCAUACCCUACAAGACGGCCCUCAAGCCGAACGAGACGCUCGACGACAUCUUUAGCGGGCGCAUCAGCCGCGAGGACGCCAUCGCCGGCAAACACGAGAUGCUCGGCUGGAACGGCGUCGACAUCGUCAGCAAGAUCCGCCCGUCGGACGAGGAAGUCAAGGCUCUGGGUCCCGAGUUCCAGAAGGCGUGGGACAGGGACUUCAAGAACGACCCAAACAGGCCCGUCAUGCUCAGCGGGUUCCUACACGCAUACCUCGGAGACCACGCCGCCAUCCCCCAGGGCCAGUACACCACCGUCGCCAACUACACGGCCUACCCCUACUCCCGCGGCAGCAUCCACAUCACCGGCCCCUCGCUCGCGGACCCUCUCGACUUCGAGACGGGCUUCUUCAGCGACCCGCACGACCUCGACCUCAAGAAGCAGGUCUGGGCCUACAAGCACUCGCGCGAGGUCGCCCGCCGCACCGCCCUCUACCGCGGCGAGGUCGCCGGCGGCCACCCGUCCUUCCCCGCGGGCUCCAAGGCCGCGCUCGUCGAGCAUGUCGCGCCCGGCGCGCACAGGAGCGUGACGGCGCCGCUCGAGUACUCCAGGGAGGACGACGAGGCCAUCGAGCAGUUCCUGCGCGAGAACAUCAACACGACGUGGCACUCCCUCGGGACCGCCAAGAUGGCGCCGCGCGCCGACCUGGGCGUCGUCGACUCGUCGCUCAGCGUCUACGGCGUCGAGGGGCUCAAGGUCGUCGACCUGAGCAUCGUGCCGGAGAACGUGGGCGCCAACACCAACAACACGGCCUUCGUGGUGGGCGAGAAGGCGGCGGAUAUCAUUGCCAAGGAUUUGGGCAUCAACAUUCCCCCGAAGCUGUAG
Molecule: messenger RNA, 1842 nt
Organism: Colletotrichum higginsianum IMI 349063
Lineage: Eukaryota; Fungi; Ascomycota; Sordariomycetes; Glomerellales; Glomerellaceae
Product: GMC oxidoreductase
Exons: 4
Coding region: 1-1842 (613 amino acids)
Molecular function (GO): flavin adenine dinucleotide binding; oxidoreductase activity, acting on CH-OH group of donors
Source: RefSeq, a predicted model, not a curated record